This is a messenger RNA of Lacerta agilis (Sand lizard), 3122 nucleotides long. RefSeq names its product abhydrolase domain containing 18 (gene ABHD18). Bases 170 to 1567 code for a protein of 465 amino acids. The record is from RefSeq and is a predicted model, not a curated record. The transcript is spliced from 14 exons. NCBI's taxonomy places the organism in Eukaryota, Metazoa, Chordata, Lepidosauria, Squamata, Lacertidae.
CUUCUUCAGUGUGGCGGGUGGGGAGAAUUCAUUUUUUUUUUCAUUUUCUGCCUCCGCGCGGGCAGGACGUGCAGCCUGACGCGUCUCCCUGGGUGGCGGGACCUGGAUAUGAAGAAAGUUGCGGUUAAGAGAAUUCUGGACUGACAAGGUUGACAGAUGUGUUUUGCUAAUGGGUGUGAGUAAACUAGAUGUCUUAUACAGGCGCCUACUUCUCACUAAGCUUUUUAUUCAAGGAUGGGGAAGACCAGAAGACUUGAAAAGAAUAUUUGCAUUCAGAAAGAUUAUUGGAAACAGAGAAAAAUGUCAAAAUCUGGUUUCAAGAGACUAUCCAGUGCACAUCAACAAGGUUGAAGAGCAGUCAGACUGUAAGAUCCUUGAUGGACAGUUCAUUUCCCCCUUGGCUCAUUAUGUUCCAGAUAUCAUGCCACCAGAAUCCAUCACAGCAAGGUUUCAGUUUUUAGUACCCAAGCUAUGGAACAGCAAACACAGACCAGUGUGCAUUCAUUUAGCAGGCACUGGCGACCAUUAUUUUUGGAGACGACGCACGUUAAUGGCCCGUCCAAUGAUCAAAGAGGCCUGCAUGGCUUCACUGUUGUUAGAAAACCCUUAUUAUGGAUGCAGAAAACCCAAGGAUCAGUUAAGAUCAUGUCUGAAAAAUGUCUCUGACCUGUUUGUCAUGGGAGGAGCUCUUGUGCUAGAAUCAGCUGUUCUUCUGCACUGGUUAGAAAGAGAAGGCUAUGGACCCCUUGGGAUGACAGGAAUAUCCAUGGGAGGACAUAUGGCAUCUUUAGCAGUGUCAAACUGGCCUAAACCGUUGCCACUAGUUCCUUGUCUCUCCUGGUCUACAGCAUCUGGUGUUUUUACUACGGGUGUACUGAGCAAGGCAGUGAACUGGAGACAGCUUGAGAAACAGUAUUAUUCAGAGAGUGUUUAUGAAGAAGAGAUCAUUCAAAUGCUUGAAUAUUGUGGAACAGAUUCAUUCAAGAUGGGACAAGACUUUGUUAAAAAUUCUCCUGGCAGUGUGGACAGUUUAAGCAAUCUGGAUCUGCAUUCCGGUAUGCUGAACCUGGAUACCAGAAGCAAAGUUCUAUCUUCGGAAACUGGUCACUGCCUUAGCAGUAGCAGAACUACUCUAAGUACCUCAGCGGAAGGACUGUUAGUGCAAGAGGCAUCAAAAAUGCAGUGCAUAAACCAGACGUUUUCAACCAGCAGCAGUAGCAAUAAGGAUUUUACCAGUAAUCAGAAGGAUCUGAUAAGUGGAAAAAGUGGAAAAAGUGACAGUUUACAAAGAGAAUCUUUAAGAUUCAUGAAAGGGGUGAUGGACGAAUGUACUCAUGUAGCUAAUUUUUCAGUUCCAGUUGAUCCAACACUGAUCAUAGUAGUUCAAGCCAAGGAGGAUGCUUAUGUUCCAAGAACUGGUGUACGUAGCCUUCAAGAAAUAUGGCCUGGAUGUGAAAUCAGAUACUUGGAAGGAGGUCAUGUUAGUGCAUACCUCUUCAAACAAGGAUUGUUCAGACAAGCUAUAUAUGAUGCCUUUGAACGUUUCCUCCAGAAAUAUGCUGUAUAGCUCUGUCCUUUGGAACUGCUCUAUAUAGACUUGUUCUGAGCUCUUUUUUACAUGGAUCAUCAUGUUGACUUCAUGUGGAGAACAAGUCAGACAUAAGUUCAGUUAAGUCACCAAUUGGACAUUAAAUUGAACUUGGCAUUAUAUCAGAAUGAAAUCAACCAGUUUCAAACUUGCACCAGUCAUGCCAAUAACAAUUUUAGCACAAUUUCUUAAUACAGGUAAUGUCUGUCUAAAGAAUAGACUGAUUUUUAAGACUAUUGUUAUUUCGAGAGUACACUUAUCCUUUGAAGAAAGACCAAUACAGGCUGCUUAAAUUUGGUUUAUGUAAAUUUUAGCAUAAGUUUCACACUCCAGGUUGUCACUAGGACUAGGAAUUUAAAAAUUCCUUCAGGGAGACCAACUGGACUCUCAAUAAUGAGCUCAACUUGAAAAGUUUAUUCAUAAUAAAAAUUAUUAAGAUGGCCUAUGCAGACUCUGCGGAGUAGGCAGCUACAUACAACCCACAAUCUUCAGUGUUCCCUGACCCUAUUUCAACUUCAGUUGGAAGAACAAAGUUUGCACGUUACUUUCCUGCACCUCAUAAUUGGUUCUUUAAAACUAUUUGUCCACCUUUAAUCAUUUAAAGCAGCAUGCCAAGUGUGUUCUUAUUUUAAAAUGGAGGGAGGAGGUGUGUACUUCUGUUGAGGAAUCAUAAAAUGUUAAUUGACUGAAUUGUUACACCUGAAAUGAAAAUAAAGUACAAAUCCUUCUGUAUAUGUUGCAUGUUUAAUGUUGGUUUUCUUACAAACUAUUUUGCAUCAUGUUGCAGUAAAGAGGGAUUAACUUCAUUUGGAUCCUACCCAAUAUUGUAGUUAAUUCCGCUUUAGUUCCAUUGAAAUCAAUGGGACAAGUUAGUCAAGACUAAGUUAACUCUCAGUAUUUUUAAUGGGAUGAAAGUGGCCAUCUUCAUUUGGAUCCAAUCCUUAUUAUCCCCAGCGUUCCCCAUGCUGCCUCCCACACAGUUCCACAAGGUCCCCCAACACUCCAGAACAGCCUUCAAUGGGGCUGCUGUGUUUCAGGGAGCAGGACUUGGUGAAAAUAAAUCCCCCUAUUAUUCAGUGGAUGCAUCCUAUGACUUGAGCUAGGUUCACAGAAGCUCUUCAUCUUACCCAUUGUAUUUUCUUUCAUAUUAUAUGGAAGUUAGUAUGUGCUGUUGAAUUUGAUAAAAUAUUAUUGUGUCUGAAUCCAAUAAAGUUAUAACUUCUGCUCACACAAUUUCUCUUUCCCUCCACCCCAAAUCUGCUAGAGGGUUGGGGGGAAACUCGGAGGAGAUUGGGGUUCUGUUGUGUGAGUGGAAGUUGUUAAACCCAUGCAGUGACUUAGUUGGAUACAAUGCUCUAAGUGCAACUGGAUUGUGCUGAAUAAUUAAAGAUGAAGUCAGCCCACUUAUCUAGGAAUAGGUCCCAUUGAAUUUGGACAUGUUUAGUACACCUGCAUAAGAUUGUACGUACUAGAAUAAUUUUUGAAGAGCAAAGUCUGUUGAAGAGGAAGUUCAUUAAAAGUACCAAAACUUAAG